Poecilia latipinna (sailfin molly) is the source of this 1558-nucleotide messenger RNA. RefSeq names its product tripartite motif-containing protein 35-like. Bases 1 to 1272 code for a protein of 423 amino acids. Gene Ontology annotation, molecular function: protein binding; zinc ion binding. NCBI's taxonomy places the organism in Eukaryota, Metazoa, Chordata, Actinopteri, Cyprinodontiformes, Poeciliidae. The transcript is spliced from 3 exons. The record is from RefSeq and is a predicted model, not a curated record.
AUGCCUCUCUGUUUCACAGAACACCACGUUCUUCCUCACCACCACGAGGACUGGACCCUGUACAGGCUGACACUCAGCUGGGGGGUCAACACAAAGCUUAAAUUGAGAGGCAGCCAGAAGGCCAACGUCCCACAGAGGCGGCAGGAUGUGUGCAGCCUGCACGGCGAGAAGCUGAAGCUGUUCUGUUUGGACCACCGGGAGCCGGCGUGCGUCGUCUGCAGAGACUCAGAGAGGCACAGCGGCCACAGGUUCAGACCCGCUGAUGAAGCCGCUCAGCAGCGCAGGGAGGAGGUCCAGAAAGACAUCCGGGCUCUGCAGGACAAGGUCAAGCUUUUCAGUCAAGUCAAAGUCCAGUUCAGUCAAACCGCUGAGCACAUUAAGCUCCAGACGCGGAACACAGAGACGCAGAUCAGGCAGCAGUUCCUGAAGCUUCACCAGUUUCUGGAGGAGGAAGAGGAGCAGAGGAUGUCGGCGCUGAGGAAGGAGGAGAACCUGAAGAGUCGGGUGAUGGAGGAGAAGAUGGAGGCGCUGAGAAGAGAGAUGUUGGCUCUUCUGGACGCCAUCAGAGCCGCAGAGGAAGAGCUGAGAGCCGCGGACGUCCCCCUGCUGCUGGGCUCCACGGCGCAGCGCUGCCCCCUGCUGGGCGACCCCCAGCUGGCCCCAGGAGCCCUGGUAGACGUGGCCAAGCAUCUGGGCAACCUGGGGUUCCACAUCUGGAGGAACAUGAAGGACGCCAUCUCCUUCACUCCGGUCGUCUUGGACCCGAACACGGCGAACCCGGAGCUGGUUCUGUCCGAUGACCUGACCAGCGUGCGGUGCGGCAGGAACCGGCUGCUGCCCGAAAACCCGGAGCGGAUCGGAGGCUUCUGCUCCGUCCUGGGGUCGGAGGGCUUCUGCUCCGGGGCGCACAGCUGGGAGGUGGAGGUGGGGCGGCACGGCCGCUGGGAGCUGGGGGUUCUGGAGGACUGGGUCCGGAGGGACGGGGCCCUGUGGUCGGGGCUGUGGAGGAUCCAGCUGUGUGACGGAAAACACACCGCCAUCUCUCAGACCGCCUCGGCUCUGCUCACCGUCCGGGCGCUGCAGAAGGUCCGGGUGGAUCUGGACCUGGACCGGAACCAGCUGUCCUUCUUUAACGCAGACACCAACACACACAUACACUCCUUCACACACACAUUCACACACAGAGUUUUCCCUUACAUCUGGAGCGGGGUGGAGCUUCCGCUGAGGAUUUUACCGAGGAAGAUCAGCGUGAGCAGCUCUUCCUCUGGAUGAGGAUCAGAACAGGAUCAUCAUUUUAUUCUGACUUUAUAUCAGCUGCUGCUGAUUUUUACCUCAUGUUUUAGUAAACAGCUUUGGGUUUUACGCUCAGAUAAAACUCAGCCAGUCUUUUCUCUGGUCAGAUAAAUUAUCCUGACUAAACUCAAAAUGAUCAGUUUUCACUAAAGGAGUUAAAGGCCUUCGGUCUGGUGUGGUUUGGCCCUUUAAGUCAUUCAAACACAAAAUCUGCUGCAAAAUGAAAUAAUGUGGAAAUUUCUGUACAACAGCAGCAAAAUGACGA